Molecule: messenger RNA, 2214 nt
Organism: Serendipita indica DSM 11827
Lineage: Eukaryota; Fungi; Basidiomycota; Agaricomycetes; Sebacinales; Serendipitaceae
Source: the annotation of a GenBank genome assembly
AUGAUCCAACGCCGUCUCGAUGCCACGGAGCGGCAAGAGGUCGUCUCUGGUGCAGUGUUCGUCUGGGAGGAACGUUCUGCUGCCUCGACCUCCCAGACAUCCGUCGACGACGGGCAAAGCGCCCCCGAGCCAGGUGCUUCUCCCAAUGUCGUCUCGGGUAUCGAACGGUGGACAGACGGUCUCAAAUGGGGUCCUUCCCGCGUGCGCGACGACUUUUUGUUUUACCAGGAAAAGGAUCCAAAUGACAAAGAGUCUCUAAUCUCGCCGCCCCCUGUACUCGCCCACAGUAGUCAUGGCCCCUACCGUUCCCAAGCCGGGAAACACGGAGCAAAGCUUAUCAAACAGACGUACAGUGUCCAUUAUUACCCUCAAAUCCUCGAGGGCAAGCCACCGACGGAACCGGCACGCAAGUGGCAUUUGACUGCCUAUCACUCCGUCCAGACUGUCGAUAGAUUGGCCGACGUGAUGGCCAUCCCCGAGUUACACGACCUCUCCGCCCCUCCAGACGGUCUUUUCAAAAAGGCACGUGUAGGCAAAAAACCCGGCGGCGCCUCUUCUGUCCCUCCAGUCGCAUCUCCGUCGACUUCGCGAGCGCCCAUCGUGCGGACGGCCUCCGACAAUUGGCAAGACGGAGCAUCCUCCUCUUCCCAGGGCCCCUUUACGCCUUCGACAGAAGCUACCUAUGGAAUUCCGCAGUCUCGAACCGUACAUCACCCAACAGCUGCCACGCAGUCUCCAGGGCCCUUGCGCUAUGGUCCACACGCCUAUACCCACGCGCCACACCAUCAACACGCACGAUCCAUGUCGGUUGGUUACAAUGUAGAUACACUUCCCCACUACGCACAUCCCCAUCCUCCGCCCAGAUCAAAUUCGAUGAGCGAACAAUACCCUGCACAGUACCAUACCUAUGACUAUUCUCGUCCACCAGCCCAAUAUCCAAAUUACUAUCCAGGAGAACCAUACUAUGGCUACCACUCUCGUUCGCAAUCGUACAACGGGCCGCCACCGUUUCCCUAUCCUCCUCAUCCUCCGCCUGCCCAUCAUCCGCCUUAUUACCGUGAACCAGCCAUGACUCAGCCCGAUAGCCCCUCGGAGAUGCACAUGGCCCGUCGAAUGUCGUACCCGUUACCCCCUGCUCCCCAGACGUAUGACCAUCCAUUCGCGUACCAACCACCUCCCCUUACCCCAGCUCAAGCCGACGCACCGACGCAGCAAUUACCGACCCCGCCAGCCCAAAGUCCCGACCAUCGCUACGCUGUCCCAGCUUCUGCCCACUCUGCUCCGCCAAAUGCGUAUUAUGCGACCUAUGACUCUGCCUCGGGUUCGGUAGAUGCCUAUGGAUCGCCAAAUCCAGUCCGGAGUCCGCCUAGUGGUGUUGUACGCACGGGACGAAAACUGCGGAGAUCGGAUGAAGAAAGUCGAGGCUCCGUGGACGCGAGAAGUUCGCACUUUUCUCCCUAUGGCCGUCCCGUCAACCACCCUGGUCCUCGCCAGCAUCUAGCCCAAUCGAGUGGCCACUUUGAUCCGUUUCAUCCACCUCCUGUCGAACCAGGCCAACAAUCACGCCCAUCUUCCAUACCGGGCAACACAUAUCUUCCUCGUCCCGCGGGCACGCAACCUGUUGGACCGCAGUAUACGUAUGAGCACGACCCCUCGGGGCCAGGCCAAUGGUCGACAGAACCCACACCGGGUGCUGUACAAACCCAGAGCGCAUACCCUAUAUCAGAAGGAAGAACGCAAUUCCGGCAUUCGACAACCUCGGAAAACGAGACACCACCUCAGCCAACCACGGGUGGUCAUUUCCAACCACAACUCGAACCACUCGCCAAUCCAGACGGCUCGCCUCCGUUUACGCAUUUCCGUUCUUCCUCUGGAACCGAUAUCGCAAACGUCACCGGCGCGAGUCCAGAUGGCUCGACGUCGUCAACCGGACAACUUGCUAGCGCCCGUGUCCCACCACCAUCUAUACCGGCAAAACUAGAUAUGAACAUGACCGGUGGAAGCGUGACAAGUCAAACGAGUGCAACAAGCGUAACGGGCGCUGGUGUCAGUUCCAAAUUGGGACCACUUACACCGUCGACGCAUCAUCAACGUGACCCGCAUGACGAACGAGUGCUCGAGUUGCUCAGUCGUGUAGCCACUGGAACGACCACGCCGGUGGCUACGGCGUCUGGGCAGACUGGGGAAGGAGAGACUGUAGAAUCAAACGACUGA